Molecule: messenger RNA, 2148 nt
Organism: Colossoma macropomum (tambaqui)
Lineage: Eukaryota; Metazoa; Chordata; Actinopteri; Characiformes; Serrasalmidae
Gene: prkag3a
Product: protein kinase, AMP-activated, gamma 3a non-catalytic subunit
Exons: 13
Coding region: 239-1252 (337 amino acids)
Source: RefSeq, a predicted model, not a curated record
AACCCUCCAGCAUGCCAGCGGUCGGUGUCAAACCGGUCAUCUUUACAGCGCGAGCGGCCUCCGGAGUUUACAGAACCGGGGACAGUUCGACAGAGCGGCGCUGUCGGAGUGUAGACCCUCGAAGUUUGAGCUCUCCGAGACCCCCCUACCACCCGCGCACACCCUCAGACCAACAACUUCGCCUCAAUAAACUCUGCAGCCCCCUGCUCCUCCUCCUCCUCCUCCCUCUCUCCGCAGAAUGGAGGCCGCAGAGCAGGCGGUGUCUCCUGAGGGCCACGGGGUCAGUAACACAGCGCCAGACCCGGCAGCCGAGGCCUACCUGAACUUCAUGAAGAAGCACCGCUGCUAUGACGCCAUUCCGACCAGCUGCAAACUGGUGGUGUUCGACACUGCUCUGCCGGUAAAGAAAGCCUUCUUUGCGCUGGUGGCGAAUGGUUUGCGAGCAGCGCCACUGUGGAAUAGUAAUCUCCAGAGAUUUGUGGGUAUGCUGACCAUCACAGAUUUCAUCAACAUUCUUCACUGCUACUACAAAUCUCCAAUGGUUCAGAUCUACGAGUUGGAGGAGCACAAGAUUGAGACAUGGAGAGGUGAUUCAUUUCAAAAUGUUUUCCUGCAGUUCCACAGCCAAAGCCUCAUCAGCAUCUCACCUGACGCAAGCCUUUUCGAUGCUGUCUACUCUUUACUGAAGCACAAGAUUCACCGGCUGCCGGUCAUUGACCCUCAGUCCGGGAACGUCCUCCACAUUUUGACACAUAAGAGAAUCCUCAAGUUCCUCUACAUAUUUGGAGCCUCAGUCCCAAAGCCCCGCUUCUUACAAAGGAAAAUCCAGGAUGCAGGAGUGGGGACGUUCCGGGACAUCGCCACAGUCCAGGAGACGGCCACCGUCUAUGAUGCGCUGUCCAUAUUUGUGGAGAGACGAGUGUCCGCGCUGCCAGUGGUUGAUGUGGGAGGGAAGGUUGUUGCUCUCUACUCAAGAUUUGAUGUGAUUAAUCUGGCAGCGCAGAAAACCUACAACAACCUGAGCAUGACCAUGCGGGAGGCCGUGAGGAGACGCCGGUGUUUCGUCGAAGGAGUUAUCAAGUGUUACCCUGAUGAGACUUUGGAGACUAUUAUUGAUAGGAUCGUGGAGGCAGAGGUCCACAGGCUGGUCCUGGUGGACCGGGACAAUGUGGUGUGUGGCAUCAUCUCCUUAUCGGACCUCUUGCAGGCCAUAGUUCUUUCUCCAGCGGGCAUAGAUGCUCUGCUUUCCUAGCCCGAUGGGGACAGGCCCGAUUUUCAUCCUCCACACAGUCACCUGUCCUCAUCCAUGCAGUUUCCUCUCACAGCACCUGCAUUGUUCAAAGUUCAUGAUGCCAAGCUGGUCCUUCUGGCGUCAUAGAUCCUGUUCCAUUGGCUGAAAUCACCCACAUGGUUACCUAUUGCAUAAAUGCCACACGUGAAAUAGAUUUAAAACAUUUUUAAUCUACUAAAGAAAGUGUUUUUAUCUCCAAAGUGCUUCGAAAUAGACAGCUCGUGAGCAAAUAUACUGCCAUAAUCAUUGACACUCAUAAUAAUAUGAGGAAUGAAUUCACAGGCAAGGCACAAUUCGGACAUUGUUUUAUGUGAAGGUUGUGAAACUCCCAGGGCUAUUUCAUUUCAAGGGGGACCUUCUGGGCCAGAUAUAUUUGGGAUGAAAGUUAAACAGAGACACUUUGUGACCACAAUCAUUUUAUGCAGUGAUAUUACUUAUAAUUGCAGCCCCAUCAUUAAAUAAGAUAUGCAGAGUUACACAGGGGGAUCUCACGGGAGCGUUAAUUAAACCAGAGUCCUGGUAGGAAAGUCUGUCCACACUUGACAAAACCCCUGGGCAGUUAGUUCCAGUCAGUCAAGACCAGACUCCUACCUCUUAUAAUGGGUAGAGACCUAUAAACCUGAAAUUAAAAGCCACAUUAAAGUGUCAGAAACAUAUUGGAAAUCACUGGUAAAAGCAGACAAAAGUUGCAGUCGUAGUUUGUAGGGUGUAGCUCAAAUAACAUGUAAGAAACAUAUAUUUCUGCUUGUUAUAUUUAUGGCUACUGCACAUGGACAAAAGUAUUGGGACACCUACACAUUAUACCUCCAGGAGCUUUUAUGACAUCCCAUUCUAAAUCCAUAGGCAUUAAUAUGGAG